Argiope bruennichi is the source of this 1357-nucleotide messenger RNA. Its product is annotated as glutamate-gated chloride channel-like. The record is from RefSeq and is a predicted model, not a curated record. Gene Ontology annotation, molecular function: chloride channel activity; neurotransmitter receptor activity; extracellular ligand-gated monoatomic ion channel activity. The coding region runs from base 5 to 1216 and encodes 403 amino acids. The transcript has 8 exons. Lineage: Eukaryota; Metazoa; Arthropoda; Arachnida; Araneae; Araneidae. Gene Ontology annotation, biological process: signal transduction; chloride transmembrane transport; nervous system process. Gene Ontology annotation, cellular component: membrane; synapse; neuron projection.
CUUUAUGAAAGUUUCAUCAUUUGUUGUAGUCUUCUUUUUGAUGAUUAUCAAAGCGCAGAAUUCUUUCAGUGCUUAUAAUCAUCACCGUUUAAAAAUGGAGGAUAUUGUACCCGAAGAAUAUGAUGGAUUACGCACUCCCAGAACUGAAAAUUGGCCUGCUGCAGUAACAAUGACCAUCGUUAUUAUGAACGUUCGUAAUGUGGAUGUAUCGGAAAUGUCUAUUCGAUUUGAUUUGAUGAUGACCAAAAGAUGGACUGAUAACAGACUUUUAUUUCCUAUGCUCGUGGAUGAAGAAAAAGUCGUCCUUGAUUUAAAUUGGAGGAAACGGAUUUGGAUGCCUGAUGUUUUUUUCGAGAAUUCAAUUGAAGGCCAUGUUCAGGACACCAUCAUUCCUAAUAUGUACAUCUGGUUGUUCAAGAACAAGACAAUUCAAUUCACUGCAAGGAUCUCUAUUGAAUUUAGUUGCCAUAUGGAUUUGAGACUUUUCCCACACGACACUCAAGAGUGUGACAUGAUAAUAAUGAGUUUGGCACAUACAGAGGAUGAAAUGCAACUUAUAUGGGAUAAAGACAGGAAUAUCACCCAGGGAGAACAUAUCGUUCUGCCCCAGUUUGAAAUAAUAAAAGUGUCCAGCAGUGAUUGCAAAAAAGAUGUACGCUUUUCUUGCCUCAAAGCCUCUGUCAUGAUGACCAGAAGAUCCGGCUAUUAUAUUACAAAUGUCUACAUACCAACUUCGUUAAUCGUCUUCAUGUCUAUGCUUUCAUUUUGGAUUCCACCUGAUGCCGUACCAGCGAGGGUUACUUUAGGUGUGACCAGUCUCCUAACUAUUGUUACAAAGCAGUACCAAGCAUCUUUGCCAAAUGUUUCAUACAUAGUUGCACUAAAUAUAUGGCUUUCAGCCUGCAUAGGAUUCGUGUUUGUCAGCCUUUUGGAAUACGCUACAGUAAUUGCUUUGCACACAAGUCAGAAGAAGAAAUCGAGAAUUAAUGUUUCCACUAGUAAUGAACAAGUCAAAGUUAUACACAAGAUAUAUCCAAGAGAUGCUCGUUCCAUCAGAAAUGGCUGGGCACACAGGAAACCAAAAAAACAGACUUUUUGGACAAAACAUUUGGCCAAAUUAACACCAGAAAAUAUUGACUAUGUAUCUCGAUUUUUAUUUCCUUGUGUUUUCAUCGGUCAAUGUUCCAUAUAUUGGGCUAUUUAUUAUCGCACUUGAUAAAUCACUGAACAUAAAUUUCUUGAUAUAUAUGUAUGCUUUACACUUGAAGAAUAAUUUUCAAAAUGUAUUGUUGUAAUACCUGAAUGUAAAGAAGUAGCACGAAAGCAUGGUCUAAAAUUCAAUUUCUUGAUAAAUACA